AUGUCUAGUGAUAUAUCGUUAGAAAAUGUCCUUCGUAAAUGUGGUGAUUUAGGUCGUCACCAAAUAAUACAUUAUAUUUUUUUAAAUCUAAUAACACUUGGUAGUGGUAUAACAACAUUUUAUUAUGUAUUUGGUGUUGCCGAACCUGCUUAUCGUUGUCGAUUACCAUUAAAUAUAGAUUUAGAUAAAGAUGAAUAUCAAUCAAUAAAUUUGUUAUAUCAAAAUUUUAGUAAUCAAAAACAACAAUUAUCAAAAUGUAAUGAUUUAAAUGGUUCAAUUUGUAAAGAUUUUGUGUAUGAUCGAAGUAUAUUUGGUCGAACAUUUACUGAAGAAGGAAAUUUUAUUUGUGAAAAUGCUUUGAAAAAAACUUGGCUUUCAACAAUGUAUCAAGUUGGAGGAUUUGUUGCUUUACUUACUGGAUAUAUUGGUGAUAAAGUUGGACGAAGAAAAAUGAUUCGAAUAUUAACUAUUAUGUUAUUUGCAGUUCCAUUUUUUACUCAAAUACUUCUUCAAACUAUUUCAAUGAAUAUAGAUAUGAAGCUUAUACUUCUUUCAAUCAAUCAAUUAUUUUCAAGUAUUGAUGCUUAUCCAAUGGUAUUUCUUCUUCUCAUGGAAUUAACAUCUUCUUCUCAUACAAGUCUUGCAGGUAAUUCUGCUGUUAUAGGUUUUACUAUUGGUGAAAUUUUCAUUACAUUAUUUGCUUAUAUUGCACGUGAUUGGUUACGUCUUAAAUGGAUAAUAACGGCUUAUUUUGGACUUAUUUUACCAUAUCUUUAUUUUGUACCUGAAUCACCAUAUUGGUUAUUUAGUCAAAAGAAAUAUAAUCAAUUAGAAGUAUGUUUAAGAAAAAUAGCUAAAACAAAUGGACGUACAGAUGAUGAAUGGUAUUUAUAUUAUAAACAAUUAAUUUAUAAUCCACGUUUAUGUCUAUUAAGUAGAAAACAUGCAUCACGAACAAAUAAAGAACUUAUUCUUUAUUUUUUACCAAGAUUAUCACUAUGUGCAUUUAUUGGUUGUGUUACAAUGCUUUUAUAUAUUAAAAUAUCAUAUGGCCUUGGUGCUAUGAGUGAUGUUGUAAGUCCAUAUUCGAAUAUAAUUAUUGGUGCUAUUGUUGAAGGUAUUGGUUAUAUAUCUGCAAGUAUUUUAAUAACAACAAAAUUAGGACGUAAAUAUUCAUUUAUAGUCUUUACAAUAUUCACAUGUAUUUGUGUAUUAAUUAUUCCAUUUAUUAUGAAAUCUCAUCCAAUAAUAACAAUUAUAAUAUCACAAAUAGGAAAAUUAACUAUAAGUGCUGCAGUAUUAAUAACAUGGAUUUAUGUUCCAGAAAUAUUUCCAACAUCAAUACGUGGUGUUGCUACUGGUAUAUUUGUAUUUACUGGACGUAUAGGUGCUAUUCUUGCACCAAUUGUUGAUGUUGCACUUGGUGAUGAAUAUGCCAAAAUAACAUUUUUUAUUUAUUCAAUUUUAACAAUAUUUCAAAUUGUUGCAAUUUAUACUUUACCAGAGACACGUAAUCGAUCAUUUCAUACAGAUGAAGAUGAAGAAAAUGAUUUAGAUGAUCAAGAUUUAUUCAUAUUUGGUAAUCAACCAGAGAAACCAAAUGACACAACAAUUCGAUCUACACCUGUGAUUUUAAAAAGUAAUAAAAUCGAUGUUUUACAUACACAAUUUUAA
Messenger RNA from Rotaria sordida, 1674 nucleotides. The record is from the annotation of a GenBank genome assembly. NCBI's taxonomy places the organism in Eukaryota, Metazoa, Rotifera, Eurotatoria, Philodinida, Philodinidae.